Papaver somniferum (opium poppy) is the source of this 2154-nucleotide messenger RNA. Its product is annotated as cytochrome P450 711A1-like. NCBI's taxonomy places the organism in Eukaryota, Viridiplantae, Streptophyta, Magnoliopsida, Ranunculales, Papaveraceae. The record is from RefSeq and is a predicted model, not a curated record. Gene Ontology annotation, molecular function: oxidoreductase activity, acting on paired donors, with incorporation or reduction of molecular oxygen; heme binding; iron ion binding. Bases 407 to 2017 code for a protein of 536 amino acids. The transcript has 5 exons.
UUUGCACCGUAAACACGCUUUACUCGUACGAUCUGAUUUUGGAGAAACCCGACUAAUCUUGAAAAUCUGACAAUUGCUCAACAUUUUUAAACAGUUCCAAGGUUCGUCAUGCUCCACAAACCUCAAACAGUUGGCGCAACAAAAUAAAGUUUUUAAUGGACCAAUAUCCUUGAAUUCUUUUCUUGUAAAAGUGUAGUGGAUACAUGGAAAUGGAAGACAGUAAAUCAUGGAAAUCAUAGUCAUAAAAAGACUUUCCUCAGUUUAAAUCAUUAUGUCCAUCAAAUAUGAGACCUGCUGAUACUACCCUUGUCUGCUUCACUUACCUUCUUUAUUUCCAUAAAUGCUUCGCUCUCUCAAACCUCUUCCUUGCACUUAACUCAUUCUUAUCACUCUCUUUAGUUUUUCAAUGGCUUCAUCGAAGUAUACACUGCAAAGUUUUGUAGAUAUGUGUUUGCACUUAACAAAUACACCCGCCACGCCGUCAUUUUUCUACACCUUCAUAGUAUUGAUGGUAGUUUGUUUUGUGAUGUAUUUAUAUGCACCUUAUUGGGAAGUAAGACAUGUACCUGGUCCUCCAACAAUUCCACUACUUGGGCACCUUCAUUUACUCUCCAAGUACGGUCCUGAUGUCUUCACUGUCCUUGCCAAACAAUAUGGUCCAAUUUUUAGGUUCCAUAUGGGUAGGCAGCCGUUGAUAAUUAUUGCGGAUGCGGAGUUGUGCAGAGAAGUUGGAAUCAAGAAGUUCAGAGAUAUAACAAAUAGGAGCAUUCCUUCGCCAAUUUCUGGAUCCUCCCUCCACAAGAAGGGUCUUUUCUUUACCAGAGAUACAAAGUGGUCUUUGAUGAGAAAUACCAUAAUUUCAAUGUACCAGCCUUCACAUCUCUCUAGUCUUAUACGCAAAAUGCAGUGUGUCGUAGAAUCAGCAGCUCAAAAUCUUCCUACUUCUGAGCAUGAAGACAUUACGUUCUCCGAUCUCUCUUUGAAAUUAGCUACCGAUGUAAUAGGUCAAGCUGCAUUUGGGUUUGAUUUUGGCCUCACGAAAGAACCAUCACUCAAUGGUUCUAACAAUGUGCAAAACGAUGUUGAAGUUAAGGAUUUCAUCAAGCAACAUAUGUAUUCCACUACUACAUUGAAAAUGGAUCUUUCAGGAUCAUUCUCGAUCAUACUUGGAUUGAUAUGUCCUAUUCUUAGACACCCAUUUCAACAAAUACUUAAAAGGGUUCCAGGAACAACUGACUGUAAAGUGGACCAAACUAAUCGGAAGUUGAUGAAAAGACUAGAUCAAAUUGUAGAGAAAAGAGCCAAAGAUAAAGAUCGGGGUUCAAAAGAUUUCCUUUCACUUAUAUUGAAUGCAAGGGAAGCAGAAAAGGGAUUGAAAAAUGUGUUUACUUCUGAUUAUAUAAGCGCCCUUGCUUAUGAACACUUACUUGCUGGAUCUGCAACAACGUCAUUCACGUUAUCUUCAAUACUUUAUCUUGUUGCUGCUCAUCCUGAAGUCGAGACGAACUUAACAAGAGAAAUCGAUAGUUUUGGUGGACAUGAUUUGAUGCCAACAACUCAUGACCUUCAACAUAAGUUUCCUUAUCUUGAUCAGGUGGUGAAGGAGGCGAUGAGGUUUUACACUGUAUCUCCACUAGUUGCAAGAGAAGCAUCAAAACAAGUAGAGAUAGGAGGCUAUGUCCUUCCAAAGGGUACAUGGAUAUGGCUGGCAAUUGGGGUCCUUGCCAAACACCCCAAGUAUUUUGCAGAACCAAACAAGUUUCAACCAGAGAGGUUUAAUCCUACUUGUGAAGAAGAGAUACAAAGACACCCAUAUGCCCACAUCCCAUUUGGAAUUGGACCUCGACAAUGUAUUGGAAUAAAAUUUUCAAUACAAGAGAUUAAGUUGGCGUUGAUUCAUCUUUAUCGUAGAUACUCAUUCCAGCAUUCCCCAAAUAUGGAAAAUCCUUUGGAGUUUGAGUACGGAAUCGUACUCAACUUCAAGUAUGGUGUCAAACUUAGAGUCAUUAGAAGAUAAACCUGAUUAAUGAUACAGCAAACGCACAACAUGUAAGUCGAACGUUCUUACUGUAUUUUAAUUAUCAGUGUAACAAAAUAUUCUAUGAAUCAAAUUCUGACAUCCAAAUAUUUAUUUAAGUCAGUAUAUCAGAUCCC